This is a messenger RNA of Carica papaya (papaya), 1685 nucleotides long. RefSeq lists its product as uncharacterized. The record is from RefSeq and is a predicted model, not a curated record. Lineage: Eukaryota; Viridiplantae; Streptophyta; Magnoliopsida; Brassicales; Caricaceae.
UUUCACUCUUGAACUAAAACUUCUUUGUAUAUAAAUUAUUCUCUAGUCCCUCUCAGAUUUUAUUUAUUUCCAAACAAAAAUUAGGCAGAGAGUAAAGAAAAAGUUUCAUCCUAAAGGAGAACAAUGAUGAUAGAGAAAAAGGAAUUAUGCAUGGUGAUUGUGUUAGUAAUAAAUUUUUUAAUAUUGAGCGCUGAAGGUGUGCGAGAGAUGCCAUAUAUAUCAGCUGUGGGAGACCCGGGAAUGAAAAGAGAUGGGUUGAGAGUGGCAUUUGAAGGUUGGAACCAAUGCAAUGAAGUUGGUGAAGAAACUCCUGGUAUGGGCAGCCCAAGAGCUGCAGAUUGCUUUGAUCUCUGGACUAAGCAAAACCCAAUUAAAAAAGAAUACUUGUUAAAACACAAGGUAUCGGAAAAAGAUAACAAGCUUGGGGUGGGUAUGCCAUUCCCUGGUGUUGGUUCAGCAAUGAACAACACAGACCUAUACGCAGCGAAGAAAGAAUUAUACCUUGGUUCUUUGUGUGAAGUUCCAGAUUUUCCAAGACCAUGGAAUUUUUGGAUGGUUAUGCUUAAAAAUGGAAACUACGAUACAGAAUCAGGGUUGUGCCCAGAAAAUGGGAAAAAGACAGGACCAUUUAGGCCAGGUAGGUUUCCUUGUUUUGGAAAGGGAUGUAUGAAUCAACCCAUUUUGAAUCAUCAGCAAACAGAGUUGUUAAGUGAUGAUACAAUGAGAGGAUGGUUUAAUGGAAGUUAUGAAUUGGAUGCUAAGAUUGGAGAUAAGUUUGAUAAUAUCUCAUUUUAUCAAGUAAUUUGGGAGAAGAAAAUUGGAACUGGGAGUUGGGUGUUUAAGCAUAAGCUCAAAACUUCAGCAAAAUACCCUUGGUUGAUGUUAUACCUUAGAGCUGAUGCAACUAGAGGAUUUUCUGGAGGUUACCAUUAUAUGACGCGGGGAAUGCUCAAAACUCUUCCGGAGUCACCCAAUUUCAGAGUUAGAUUGACUUUGGAUAUUAAACAUGGAGGAGGACCCAAGAGCCAAUUCUACUUGCUAGAUAUGGGCAGCUGUUGGAAGAACAAUGGAGCUCCCUGUGACGGAGAUGUACUCACAGAUGUAACCAGAUACAGCGAGAUGAUCAUCAAUCCAGAUGUUACAUCUUGGUGCAGCCCAGAAGAAUUGCAAAACUGCCCACCGUACCAUAUUACUCCAGACAACAAAAAGAUUCUCAGGAAUGAUACAAAAAACUUCCCUUAUGGAGCUUAUCAUUACUAUUGUGCUCCUGGAAAUGCAAAAUACUUGGAGCAACCUGUAAGUACUUGUGAUCCUUACAGCAAUCCUCAGGGACAAGAAAUAGUUCAGUUGUUGCCUCACCCAGUAUGGGCUGAAUAUGGCUACCCAACCAAAAAAGGGGAUGGUUGGGUUGGUGAUCCAAGGACUUGGGAGCUUGAUGUUGGUGGUUUAGCCAGUAGACUUCACUUUUAUCAGGAUCCAGGUACCCCUCCUGCUAGAAGAAUCUGGACAUCCAUUGAUUCGGGUACUGAAAUUUUUGUGAGUGAUCAAGAGGAAGUUGCAGAAUGGACUCUUUCAGACUUGAUGUUAUUCUCACAUAAUCUGCCCCAUCCCACCUUCCUAUCUUUAUUUAUUUUUGGUUCAUGUUUUAUGGUGCAUAGGAACUAAAGUAUUCAUUGCUAGCAAGA